Molecule: messenger RNA, 13739 nt
Organism: Gallus gallus (chicken)
Lineage: Eukaryota; Metazoa; Chordata; Aves; Galliformes; Phasianidae
Gene: TNIK
Product: TRAF2 and NCK interacting kinase
Exons: 34
Coding region: 8458-12396 (1312 amino acids)
Biological process (GO): protein phosphorylation
Molecular function (GO): ATP binding; protein kinase activity
Source: RefSeq, a predicted model, not a curated record
CCACCAGGAGUGGAGCUGGAAGCAAGGCUGUGGGGUGGGCCAGACCCUGGGUGCAGCAAGGUGAUGGGAGCAGGGUCAUCCAUCGUGUGUGCACCUCACCAGGUCCCUCCUCAGCUGGAGGCUGCAGCAUCAGCUUUGCAGAUAAAAAUAAAAAAUAACAAAUAUAUCACUCAUAAAAUAUAAUUGCUCCGUAACUGUUAUUGAGCAUUUAAAGCCCAGGUUUCAUAAUAGCCUUGUGAUAUCUGCAUUUACGUUCUUUUUUGGUAUUAUGCAAGCAGCUCACCUUGUGAUUAUGAAAUACUGAAAUGUGCUUUCUAAUACUCUCUGUUUCUCAACAAGUCCAUAAAACCUCUUCUGCUUUCCAUUAAUUAUGGAACAAUAAGACAUUUUUCUUGUCUCUUAAAAGGAGUUUAGCCCUCUCCUUAUGUUUUUUCCAAGUUCUGCUCCUUGGAGACGGUGCUGAUCCAUGCAGUUGGACUGGAGCAAACAUACCUCCUGUCCUUUGCUGUGCUGUACACCACUUGGAUCCGUCUUGGAGCAGAGGUCUUACUGCACUGGGGCAGUCCCAGCUCGUGCAGUGCUGUUGCUGGCACUGGUGCCGGUGGUGUGAUCUGCUUUCAUUGUUAGCUGAGGCAAGAGGGAAAAGUGGGAAGGGGGCAGGAUGGGGUGACUUCCUUUCCUCCCUGGAAGAUCUGAAAUAUUACCUUGCUUGAUAGUUGUUUUCCAAAUAGAAGCUUCUGUUAAUAGCAGAAGAAGCUUUUUCCCAGAAGGGCUGGGAGAGCCCCACAAAGGCUGUGGCACUGGGGCAGAGCAGAGCAGGACCUGCUGUGUAAGUGAGGCCCUGUGUGCUGCUCUUCGACCGUGGGAACAUGCUGGGUCUGCAUUUACCUCAUCUCCACGUCCAGCUGUUGUGGGAUAGUUGUGGUGGUUUUUUUUUUCCUUUCUUUUUUUUCUUUGCUUUCCUGUAGAUAAUAGGAAUGUAAAGUUCUCCCAAGGCACAGAUGAGGAAUGCAAUGCCUGAGCACACUGAAGAGGGUGAAUUCAGCUCAGCGGCCAGUGCUGCUGCUCUCCUCUUUCAUACUUGGAUUUAAACGCAUCCGGAGAUGCAUAACUCUUUGCAGAUGCUAAUGAGGAGUUUACAGAUAAGAUCCCCUGUGAGGAAAGGAAUGCUCAGAUAGUCUUACAGCAUGGGAAAUCAAGGUGAGGGUUCAGGCGUCUUGUCUGCAUUCACUGCAGGCGCUGCGGCCGUGGCAGAGUUGGGAGUAGAAGUCAAACCUUCUGGCCUCUCAACCUGUGCUUUGCUCAUUAAACUGUGCUCUCCUAAGAUUAGAUAAGGUGUGCUUUCAGUGCUAACAAAGCUUGAUGAGCAAAUUCCUUUCAAUAAAGGCUUUUGUUGUACAUUUGUCAACACAGAAUGAGGUUUGGGACACCAGGGAAGGGAAGUAACUUGCGGUUGUCAAUUUUCAGGAAGGAAAUCAAUCAGAUGAGUGAGGAGAUAACCAGCAGGUUAUGAAUUUAUGACUGAGGUCGGUGCACCAAGACAGGCAGCCACCAGUUGUGCAGGGAAAUGGAAGUCCAGUGUUGUGACUGGUCCUCAGCGAUGGGGAUGGGCCUCUUCAUCUCCUCCUGUCUUAGAGUAGCUGAUGUGGGAUACUCACGAUGCAGUCCUGGUGUGGGCAACCUGCCACCGUUUUUAGUAUCACUCACAAUCUGGAGCUCUGACGAAAUGUGGCACAGGGGUUUGCCAGGGCCCUCAAUUGAUGCUGUUGGUAACAGGGUUUUGCCUCAAUAUCGGGUUUCUGGUGGAUCCAUUUGCAGAGAUCUAAUGUAAUUUUCUUACAGCGUGAACUGUGCUAGCUUGGUGCUUGCUGUCACCCAGACCCAGAGCAACAAUUCAGUCCUGGCUUCAAGGUGCUUUCAGUGUGUGCAAACACUGGAAGCUGGACUGGUGUCCCAGCAGAAUGAAAUACUCCUUUCCAAUACAUCAGGCCUUCAGAGAAGAGAAGGAUUACAAGGGCAUCUUGAUCUCACGGUAAUUUGUCUUUGUAGCUGUAGCCUGGGGCUGUGCAGCAGUCUGGAGCUGAGGUUUGCUAGGUCAGGUGAAGUGACAUGGGUAGGCCUGCAGACAGCUCUGCUGGGAUUUAGGGCGGCCCUGCAGAGCGUGGGGUCAUGGUUCAGCUGAACAAGUCUCCAGCAGUCCCUCAUCUGUCUCCAGGGACUGCAGGCAAAGAGAAAACCAUCCCAGGCUUGGGUACAUGGAGAGCAGUUUGUGGGCUCAAGGAUGGAACGGAUAGAGUGGCGUGAAAGGUGCAGGGAUGGUGUCUUGGGCACUAAUGUAGAUGAGAUAUUUUGGAGCUUGUUUUGCUUCCUGAGGUGGAGCGUGUUGCUGCUUCUGCUCUUGCGUGGAUUUGAUCUCUGGUUAUGCACACCCUUAUCUGGCUCUGUGACCAUUAGUUCUUCAUCUUGCCCUCGUGGAAAGCUGUGAAUUGUUUCAUCUGAUAAGACUUUUCUUAUCAGCUCUGACGUUUAUUAUGUAGUCUUAGAGUUUUUCUAGGAGCUGUGAAAGAGAGGAUGGAGCCUGGGAAUUGGAGUUAAAAAGUUGUUCCUCUUUGCGCAGGCUGAUGAGAUUUAAACAGAAAGUAUGAAUCUCUCCAUUUGUCAAGCCAGUUCUCCAUUGUGUAUCAUGUCUAGCAAAAAGCCCAUCUUCCAAGACUUGCUUUCCUUCCUUACUUUGUGCGAUGUCAUCAGAAUGUUCCUUCUGGCCUUUAAACCUGCUACCCUGCUUGUGAGAUACCCAAAAACGCUCAGGCUGAGUUUGCACUGCUGUCCAUGGGCUGCACUCUUUCCAUGAGGCUCUGGUCUUGUUGUGCUUGGAAGGGCGUAGAGCCUUCUUGAGCAUCCUGGUUUCUCCUUACGGUAGGCAGGUGAAUGACUUUGGUGCUGCUUAUUGGAGCCAGCUGAGGAGAGGUCCCCGCUCGCUCUCCUUGCUUGGCACGUUGUGCCGGCUGGGCUCCGGUCUGAAUAACAGGAAAUCAUCAUGACUAACGUUGUGCUGGUAGAAAAAUUAAUAGAGGUGAGUAAUAGCACAAGAUACAUGGAAAUCAACAUUUCUCUCCUUGGAGGCUGUAGAUGUAAUCCGCUUAAUAUUCUGUGGAACACAAGAUUAAUUUUCUUCAGGAUAAUAUAUGUGAGAGCUUUUCUUUGGAGUGCGCUAGCAGAGGCAUUGCUGCAUUGCUGUAGCUGAGGGCAGGGAGUCAGAGGGGGAAGGAUGCUGGCUGCUUGUGGAGGAGCCAGGGAUGGUGUAGGCUUGCUAGAGGAGAUCCAACCCAUCUCUCCACUUCACUCCUGAGCACCUGGGCGCAGGGCCGGUGCCUGCAUGAGAUGAAAUGAGAACAGCCCCAGCCCUGCACUUGUCCUCCUCUGCAGCAUACCUGUGCUGUGGUUUGUGCUCGCUGAGCUUUGCAGAGGUUCCUUUAAAGCAAUGAUGAACCAAAACCCCUGCUCUUCUUCUUUCACGGGAUGGAAAGAAUGCAGCCACUUGCCAAGCCUAAAGAGGAGUAGAUAUAGCAGAGAUAAAUAAAUCAAACUGAUUUAUUUUAAGUUGAUUAAUCUGAUGUGUUUGUAUUUUUCUAAAAUAAAAUCCAGCCCUGGAGGUUUUAGCAAAUCAAAUAACAACAAUGGCAAUUAAUUUAGCAGCAGUUACAAAUGGUUCCCAUCCCUGCACCGCGUGACUCAUAUCGCUGUGUAUGGGCCAAAUCCUGCUUGGGGCUGUGCAGUUCCCCCUUUGUGCUGUGGGGUGGGAGCUGCAGGCUGGGCACAUGGUGCCUGCAGGAGGGCUUGGCUGCUGCUGGCUGCCUUUGUGCCGUUGGAAGCCCAACCGCUAUGCACCUCCCCGUUCUGUUUUCCUACUUUGUGCAGGUCUUCAGCAGGCUGCCACCUGUGGUCUUGCAGGGCUUGCUUUCCUGAUGUGUGUGUUGUGCUGAUGGUUCCAGUCUGCUUGUGCGAGCUGAUAAGGCUGGAGUCCUAGCAAAGAGCGUGUUGCUAGCAGAGGACGGAUAACGUCAUAUCUUGCUGCAGGGAGCAGAGCAAGCAGAGCUCUGAAGCCAGGGAGGUGUCAUGGGGCUGCAGUUUGAAGGGAGCUGAACGGAUCCCAUGAAGCAAGAGGUUGGGUGCACAGAGCGUCACGGCGACCUGCAGAGCAAAACCAGAACCGCUUCCUCGAGUGCUUGAGAAGGGUCCCUCUGUUUCGCCUUGGGUGAAGCACUGCUGUGGUACACAUCACACCAACUAAGCUACGUAAUCCCUGCCCUCGGCUGGGACAUUGAGACUUAAAGGCAGCUCCCUAAAUUUACCCAGGUGUUUUACAAUGCAAGCCACCAAGAAGCAAGGCGUACAGAAGUUUUGCUAUGGGCUGUACUUUAUGACCUGGCAAAAAAUUAUCGCAGCUCAUUUCAGCGAGUGUGGAUUGUCUCUGACCUGGAGCAGUUCUUCUGGCAUGCAGCUGCCAGGAUCUUGCUUUUUCUGCUGGAGGACCUUUCGCUUCCCCCCGUGUGAGUGAAGGACUGUCAGGAUCCAACCUUCUAGUUUGGAGUCUGGCUUUCCUCAAGGCAGCCUGUGAAAUGUAGGAGAAGGGUGCGAAGUCUUCCCUCCCCCUUCCCCAUACCUUGUUUGCUCUUGGGUGAGAAAGAUGUUUCCUGAUACAAGACACAGAAAUGAACAUACACUUCAAUUUUAUAUAGGUAUUUUUUGUAGCUUUGCUUUGUCAAGACAAUUCUAUGGACAAUGUAUUCAUAAUGCAUAUUUUUGGGAGCUUGUUGGGUAUAGUUGUGUUUUUUACGGUCUGUUGGCUGCACCUUGCAGACUUCUGCAACUGGUGGAACGCUGACUAAUUUGAUGUGAUUUGCUCCCUGCAUUGCCCUUUUUUGAAGCUAUCGCUGCUGGAGGGUUACCUGAUCCCCUCCUGCUCACCAGCCCUCACAGAGCCAAACAUGAGGAGCUGAUGCAAAGUGACGGCUGGGAGCAAACUCUUGGGAAAGCACGAGAGCAGCAGCUAUCUCCAUCACCAGGUGAUGGGUGAAGACUGGGCUGGUGUGCCAGCUUUGUCUGAAUGCAGCAAUGAGGUGAAGUUUUCCAGACACGUGUGCAGGGACUUGGCCUUAUUUUGAACAAAAUGUUAAAAGGACAGUGGCCAUCAUUUUGGGGUGUCCCUGGUUGGGUGUGAACAGGUGGUGCUCCACCUGUGGUUGCAGCACGUGGAGGACGAGCGGUCCAUCCAUGUCUCUCUCAGGUCUAAUGUUUACUUCAUGCUCCCAGUACCUCCAAAAGGUGUUAAGAGUUUGAUUUUUUUUCUUUUUUCUUUUUUUUUUUCCUUGCUUCUAAAUGCCUGUUUGGAAGCAAAGUGUUCUUCCACCCUUAGGUGUUUUUCUGGCCAUCGCUCUGGCUGCGAGGAAGGAGCAAGGCUGCCUUCCUUGAUGAAGGCAGUCAGACACCUGAGCUUGGCAGCUUCCACUGAAGGCUGCAGAGGCUGCAGUGUCCAUCUUGGAAAGGUGCACCCGGCAGUGAGCUGUCACCCCUACAGGCAUCCACAGGCCAAACCACGAACGUGUCCUGCGGUGUGGGACGCUGAGUUUUUUGCCUGCAUGUUAGAGAGGGCUCUCUGCUUUUGGAGCUGAGCUUGGCAGUGACCUUGCUUUCAGAGCAUGCCUCCAGGAGUGGUAUGUGAAGAGGCUGUAGUUGCUGGAGCAGCUGCUCUGAUAAGUAAUUAAACCAGCUCCUCUGAGAACCCAUAAACCUUUGACUGCAUUUUCUAGUAGGUAGCAAUAUCAGCUUGAUGCAAACAUUUGCUGGCAGAGGAGAGACUUUAUUUCUCAGAGAGACAAGAUCUAAACAUUUAGGAAUACUAUCCUAUUGGUCUGCAAUGGCAGAUGAGUGACUUCCAGUGUGGAGAGUGUCCAGCUGCUGCGCUCUAAUUGAUGUCUUGCGUCCUGAGAAGAGUGGCACAAUGCUAGUAGUGACUUAGAUCUUCUGGGGACUAUAGAUAUGAUUUAUAAUUGGCUCUGUAUCUUUUUAGAGACACUGAGCUUAACCAAGCCUUUUAUAUAUUGUCCUGUUGAGGUUGUGUGCUUGAAUUAGAUGUACGCUGAAGUGGCUGGCUGUGCUGGGGCCGUAUUCAUCUGAUGCGGGGCUCAUUCAGCACUAUUGCUUUUGCUGGUCCUUCUGCACUGAUUGACUACCAGCUCUUCUAGGUGAGCAGCCUUCUGUGAAAUGGAAGAAGUGUUGAUCGUGACUGCAAGUGAUUGUGGAGGCCUUCCUGGGGAUCUCUGGGAUGUGCCGUAUGACUUUUACAAUGUAUGAUUUCAUCUUAAGUUUGGGGAAGUCAACCUUUUAAAUGAGGGGCGAGCAGAAAUGCCUCAGUCAGAAGAACUCUGAUUUUUUUUUUUGUGUGGGCAAGUGCUGGUCUGUAAGCAGGGAAUGUAGCAGAGGUCAAUAUAUUACAGCUUCAGUGGUUCGGCCCCAGUGGGACUGAACAGAGGGGUAUGCGUGUGUAUUUUCCUGUCCUUUCUUCAGUGGGGUUGUUGGUUAUGCUUGUGGCUGGUAGCUACAAGUUCACACGUGCAUCUUCAGUUGAACAGAUAGCAGCUGGAGUAACCCAGCUUUACUGAUUGAAAAGCCCAGUGUGGUCGUUAGCUCUUACUUGAUUCCACUUUUGCCAGCUAUUGGCCAGUCUUAGCAUUUUGGAAGGGGAGGAGGUGCACAGGUAGUGGCUGGUGCUAAGCAAGAAGCUGGGGAAAGGAAUGUGGGGGAGCUGGGGAGGGGGAGGGGGGGAUUUAAAUGGGCAAAGUCCCAAAGUGACUCUCAAUGAGGGCUGGAGGAUGGGCUCCCUGUGAGAUGCUGAAGAGGAACGGUUCAAACAGAUUUGUUAAUAGGCUUCUCUCAGCUGUCAAGUGGAGAAAUCUUUCUCCUGUUAAUGGCUUAGCCUUGACAACAGUUUUUCUUAUGCUCUAUAGGAAUGUUGUUUCUUGACUAACAUCUUCAUUUAAGAUGUGGAGCUGGGUGUUUGGGGGUGAGGGAGGACAAACUACUUCUUCAGAAUGAAAACAAAACCCUCAGCAAGCUCCUUAUUACUCUUCCAAGUGGAGCAGCUUGUAUUGCUUGAGUAGGCAGGCGGUGCAGUGGUAGAUGGCAUUGAUGAUAGCUUGUUUUGUGAGGCUCUGGAUGGGUGGGCGAAGGAGGGGAAAAGUACCAAAGCUAGGAGAAGACGUGAGACUAAGCAAUCUCUGAGAGGACUGAAUAGCACCUAGUAGUCCAGUAUGGCUCUGCUUAAAUACAAACACUUGGGUUAUAACCAAAGGAAAAUAGCUUAGAAAUACCUGUGCAGCCUGUUGGGGUUUUUUUUUGCACUGAUUUUACUGUUGUGCAGGCUUAAAGGUAUGCUGUGCAAUGGGAAGUGUUCAAAGCUCAGAAGGGUAAUGUGCCCAGCCUUUUUUUCUAUAGCUUGAUCAAUAUUUUGUUGCCUUGGCCUUUGCCAUCCUGCUUUGCUUGCUGUUGUCUGCAGCUAUAUUAGCAAUCCUCUCCUGGCUCGUGCAGUCCAUCUUUGUAUUACUCACAGGGUUGUUAACGAGAAGAGCCUUGGAGAUGGAGACAACUGGUUUAUUAUUAAAAAGCAACUGUGUCUUCAAGUGCUCUUCAAAGCUCUCAAUUUUCCUCUAAACUGCGUGCCAUUUGGGGUAGCUUCCCUAAGGGGAGCGGGACCUUGUUCUGUCAAAUCAUACUAGUGCUUCAAUUCCUGCUGUAGAAGCCAACAUAAAAAGUAUGGUAAAAGGAGCGAGUUAAUGUGUUUUCAGAGGGAAUAGCAGCCGACUUCUUGGAGCUUGAGAUUUCUCAGGUCUUAAUGCUUGGGAGAUGUGUAUGGCCUCCAACAACUUUGCUGCCUUGAAGUGUGGCUUCCCAGAGCGUGGCCCAGCCGGGACAUUUGGCCUUGGGAAGUAAAAUCUGGGCAGGUGUUUAGUAUGGGGGGGUGAGAACUUGUUCUUUUGUUUCUUGUCCUCACUACUCAUGGCGAUGUUUUUGCCUAAUCAGAAAUACAUUACCCGUAUGACGAUUUCACGUAUCAAAUUGCAUCGCUGAAGGGCUUUUCUGGCUCUCGUGCAUUCCUGGGAAAGUGUUUUCUCAUACUGUAAAUUAACAAGCUUCCUCCCCUGGUUUGGAGCCCAGUGGGGUCAGAAGCAGUGAUGUUCACCAGGUGGCUGUGGUGGUGCUUCCCAGGGCUGAAAUGACUCCUUGUGACGGUGGGACUUGUCUGAGCACAGACACCUGCUCACAGAAGGAGCUCCCCGGUCUUGAGGGGCGGAUCCUGCGGGAAUCUUUGAGCUGGUGGAGCUUGUUGGCAAUGGCACAUACGGGCAGGUGUAUAAGGGUCGUCAUGUUAAAACAGGACAGCUUGCUGCUAUUAAGGUUAUGGAUGUCACCGGGGAUGAAGAGGAAGAGAUCAAACAAGAAAUUAACAUGUUGAAGAAGUACUCUCACCACCGAAAUAUUGCUACAUAUUAUGGUGCUUUUAUUAAGAAGAACCCACCGGGAAUGGAUGAUCAGCUCUGGCUGGUGAUGGAGUUCUGCGGCGCGGGCUCCGUCACCGACCUCAUCAAGAACACGAAGGGGAACACUUUGAAGGAGGAGUGGAUCGCCUACAUCUGCAGAGAGAUUUUAAGGGGCUUGAGUCAUCUACACCAGCACAAAGUAAUUCAUCGAGACAUCAAGGGACAGAAUGUAUUGCUGACGGAAAAUGCAGAAGUUAAACUAGUGGAUUUUGGCGUCAGUGCUCAGCUGGACAGAACAGUGGGCAGAAGAAAUACCUUCAUUGGGACGCCUUACUGGAUGGCCCCUGAGGUCAUUGCUUGUGAUGAAAAUCCUGACGCCACAUACGACUUCAAGAGCGACUUGUGGUCUCUGGGGAUAACAGCCAUCGAGAUGGCAGAAGGCGCUCCCCCUCUCUGUGACAUGCACCCCAUGAGAGCCCUCUUCCUCAUCCCCCGCAACCCGGCCCCGAGGUUGAAAUCCAAGAAGUGGUCUAAAAAGUUUCAGUCUUUCAUUGAGAGCUGCCUGGUGAAGAACCACAGCCAGAGACCGACGACGGAGCAGCUGAUGAAGCACCCCUUCAUCAGAGACCAGCCCAACGAGCGGCAGGUCCGCAUCCAGCUCAAGGACCACAUUGACAGGACGAAGAAGAAGCGAGGAGAAAAAGAUGAGACAGAGUACGAGUACAGUGGAAGUGAGGAGGAGGAGGAGGAAAAUGACUCUGGAGAGCCCAGCUCCAUCCUCAACCUGCCCGGUGAGUCCACGCUGCGUCGGGACUUCCUGCGGCUGCAGCUGGCCAACAAGGAGCGCUCCGAGGCCCUGCGCCGGCAGCAGCUGGAGCAGCAGCAGAGGGAGAACGAGGAGCACAAGCGGCAGCUGCUGGCUGAGCGGCAGAAGCGGAUCGAGGAGCAGAAGGAGCAGAGACGAAGGCUGGAGGAGCAGCAGCGGCGGGAGAAGGAGCUGCGCAAGCAGCAGGAGCGGGAGCAGCGGCGGCACUACGAGGAGCAGAUGAGGCGGGAGGAGGAGCGGCGGCGCGCCGAGCACGAGCAGGAGUACAUCAGGCGACAGUUAGAGGAGGAGCAGAGACAGUUAGAGAUCCUGCAGCAGCAGUUGUUGCAGGAGCAAGCGCUACUUCUGGAGUAUAAGCGCAAGCAGCUGGAGGAGCAGCGGCAAGCAGAGAGGCUGCAGAGGCAGCUCCAGCAGGAGCGGGACUACCUGGUGUCCCUGCAGCAGCAGCAGCAGCAGCAGCGGCAGGACCAGAGACCAGCAGAGAAGAAACCACUCUACCAUUACAAAGAAGGGAUAAAUGCCAGUGAGAAACCAGCGUGGGCCAAGGAGGUGGAGGAGCGCUCCCGACUCAACCGUCAGAGCUCGCCGGCGAUGCCGCACAAGGUGGCCAACAGGAUUUCAGACCCAAACCUGCCUCCUCGCUCAGAGUCCUUUAGUAUUAGCAGCGUGCAGCCGGCGCGGACCCCACCCCUGCUCAGACCCGUGGACCCGCAGAUUCCACAUCUGGUCACUGUGAAAUCCCAAGGAAGCUCCUUGUCUGGGUCUCAGUCACUGCAUGAACAGCCUGCAAAGGGGAUGGCUGGGUUUCAGGAGGCUCUGACGGUGACCUCUCACCGCACUGAGAUGCCAAGGCAGAACUCGGACCCCACCUCAGAAAACCCUCCUCUGCCCCCUCGCAUUGAAAAGUUUGACCGAAGUUCUUGGUUACGGCAGGAGGAAGACAUUCCACCAAAGGUGCCUCAACGAACCACUUCCAUAUCCCCAGCGCUGGCGAGGAAGAACUCCCCAGGCAAUGGCAGUGCCCUUGGACCCAGGCUGGGCUCCCAGCCCAUCCGGGCAAGCAAUCCAGACCUGAGGAGGACGGAACCCAUCAUUGAGAGCCCUCUGCAGAGGACCAGCAGCGGCAGCUCCUCCAGCUCCAGCACGCCCAGCUCACAGCCCAGUUCCCAGGGCGGCUCCCAGCCGGGCUCCCAGGCUGGCUCCAGCGAGCGCAACAGAGUCAGAGGAAACGUCAAACCCGAAGGGUCACCCGUGCUCUCCCACGAGCCCCCUAAGAUCAAGCAGGAAGACAACCGAGAUGUGACGCGACCAAGCCGACCCGCUAGCUAUAAGAAAGCUAUAGAUGAGGGAGAAAUGGAUCUGACGGCCUUAGCCAAAGAACUGAGGGAGCUGCGCAUCGAAGAAACCAAUCGCCCUCUGAAGAAGGUGACAGACUACUCUUCCUCCAGCGAGGAGUCAGAGAGCAGCGAGGAAGAGGAGGAAGAUGGGGAAAAUGAGACACACGAUGGAACCGUGCCUGUCAGUGACAUCCCAAGGCUUAUACCAACAGGAAUUCCUGGAAGCAAUGAGCCGUACAACCUGGGAAUGGUGACAACCCACGGUCUGGAGACUUCCCAUGCAGAUACGUUUAGCAAUAUUUCAAGGGAAGGGACUUUAAUGGUGAGGGAGACCUCUGGUGAAAAAAAGCGUUCUGGCCACGCAGCCAGCAAUGGCUUUGCAGGCCACAUCAAUCUCCCUGAUCUGGUGCAGCAAAGCCACUCGCCUGCAGGCACGCCGACCGAGGCCCUGGGGCGAGUCUCCACGCAUGCGCAAGACAUGGACUCGGUGCCUGAAUAUGGAAUGGGAAGUAGCACCAAAGCCUCUUUCACCCCCUUUGUGGACACCAGAGUGUAUCAGACCUCACCUACCGAUGAAGAUGAAGAUGAGGAUGAAGAGUCAUCCGCUACUGCACUGUUCACCAGCGAGCUGCUCAGACAGGAGCAGGCCAAGCUGAACGAAGCCAGGAAGAUCUCCGUGGUGAACGUGAACCCCACCAACAUCCGUCCCCACAGUGACACCCCGGAGAUAAGGAAGUAUAAGAAGCGCUUCAACUCGGAGAUACUGUGUGCUGCUUUGUGGGGUGUAAAUCUGCUGGUGGGCACAGAAAAUGGCCUGAUGCUGCUGGACCGAAGCGGGCAAGGGAAGGUCUACAACCUAAUCAACAGACGGCGGUUCCAGCAGAUGGAUGUACUCGAGGGCUUGAAUGUCCUCGUGACAAUAUCAGGAAAGAAGAACAAGCUGCGAGUGUACUAUCUCUCCUGGCUGAGAAACAGGAUUUUACACAACGACCCCGAAGUAGAGAAGAAGCAGGGCUGGAUCACAGUCGGGGACUUGGAAGGCUGCAUCCACUACAAAGUUGUGAAAUACGAACGAAUCAAGUUCCUGGUGAUUGCCUUAAAGAACGCUGUAGAGAUCUAUGCUUGGGCUCCUAAACCAUAUCACAAGUUUAUGGCAUUUAAGUCUUUUGCAGAUCUCCAGCACAAACCGCUGCUUGUCGAUCUCACUGUAGAAGAGGGUCAGAGGCUCAAGGUUAUCUUUGGAUCACACACUGGUUUCCAUGUGAUUGAUGUAGAUUCUGGGAACUCCUAUGAUAUCUAUAUACCAUCUCACAUUCAGGGCAAUAUUACUCCUCAUGCCAUUGUCAUCCUACCUAAAACAGACGGGAUGGAGAUGCUUGUGUGCUACGAGGAUGAAGGUGUUUAUGUGAACACCUAUGGACGGAUAACUAAAGAUGUGGUGCUCCAGUGGGGAGAAAUGCCUACUUCUGUGGCCUACAUUCAUUCCAAUCAAAUAAUGGGCUGGGGAGAGAAAGCCAUUGAAAUUCGGUCGGUGGAGACAGGACAUUUGGACGGAGUAUUUAUGCACAAGAGAGCUCAAAGAUUAAAGUUUCUAUGUGAAAGAAAUGAUAAGGUAUUUUUCGCGUCGGUCAGAUCCGGAGGAAGCAGCCAAGUGUUUUUCAUGACCCUCAACAGAAACUCCAUGAUGAACUGGUAACAGAGGAGCCCUUGGCACUUACCUUCGUGGCAUUAUUUCUAAUUUAAAGGACGUUAAACACGUGGACUAACACUGUAGAGGCAGAUGCGGAGGGCCCUGAGGAUCACCGCUCCCCACGCUCCCCUGCCGCCCCGGGGAGGGCUCGGCACGCGCCCCGCGCGCGGCUUGGGAUAGGGAAACCACCUCCAGAGGUGUCCCGACUACGCUGUGUUAUAGUGGGUUAUGAGGUUUCUUUCUUUCUUUCUUUCUUUCUUUCUUUCUUUUUGUUUUUUUUUUUUUCUUCCCAAUUUUUCUUUGUCCCCUACUUUGUAAGAACGGGGAAAGAAACCGUGUCAAAAAGUCUGUUUUUAAUUCUGUCUGCCUGCUAGCAUCAAAUAUAUAGUAUGUUGUAAAGUUACCAAUUAAAUCUGGUGAGAGACAGCACAAUAAAUGUACCUUUUAUCUCUGUGAUGAAGGCCAUAACCGUAUAGCUGGGUAAUUUUAGAAAUCUUUUGCCUUCACCAACAUUUACAUGUUGCUUUUGGCAGCAACGGCUUAACAGAUUUUUAAAGAAGAGAAAAAUAAUAGGUUUUUUUCCCCUCUUUUGGGAAAUGGAUUUUAAAUGGCUAAACUACUAGCCUUAGACUAAUAAAAAUCAGCUACCAUUUUUGUCAAGUCUGUCAAUCCAUAUUUCUAUAUGGAUCUUCACAUGAUGCUGUGUCGUGAUAGGGACAGCGGUGCCGUUUGCUGCCGCUCCGGAUGCCGGCGGGAGAGGGCUGGGGAUGGAGGGGGCCGGGGGGCCGCGGGCACCCAUCCCACGGAGGGGCAGCUGGCAUGGGGACAGGCGCGGAGCGAGCCGCCCGCCGUGCCGCCGAUCGGGCUUGUAAAGAGCUUAACAAUAUAUAUGUGUGUGGUUCCUUCGGCCAAGGGUCUGAAUCUAUACUCAUUUUCUGCCCCCCCCCCCGCCCCGCGCUCCCUACGAAUUACCCAACAUACAGUGAAAGACGACAUCUGUGCCGAAAUGUGUGUGUGUUUAGUUCGGGUUGAAUCGUGUCCUUAUAAACUCUGCUCAGUUGAUUUUACGUUUCAGUGCGUAUCUGGGGUUUUCUUUCUCAGUAGCUGCAAGCAUGGCCGCUGUGGUAUUGGGGUGUCGCAUAACAAGGUCUGUGUUGCUGGUUUUAACCUACCUCGUUUUGUUUGGGUUUUUUUUUUCUUUGUUUUGUUCUGUUCUGUUUUCUUUUCGUUUUGUUCCGUUGUUUUGGUGUUGAUCACAGCACUGUUACCUCCAGCGACAUAUAGAGAGCUUAACUGGCAAUCUUGGUGUACUCAGUAACGAUGGCUUUAUUAAAAAAUGAUUAAAUCAA